GAUCACCAGAUGGUCAAAUCGUGGCGAGUGGAAAUAGAGCAGGAAAGCGAACUGAUCAGCUAAAUAAUCCAACAUAUGUGGUUGUCGAUAAAAGGAAAGAUUGUCUUAUUAUCUGUGAUCAUGGUAAUAGACGUGUUGUGCGAUGGCCUCGUCGAAAUGGCAUAAAUGGAGAGAUCAUCAUCACAGACGUUGACGGCACAGGACUAACAAUCAAUAAUGAUGGGUAUUUUUAUAUUUCUGACUACGAGAAGCAUGAAGUAAGACGAUGGAGAACAGGAAAUACGAAUGGAACAGUAGUAGCAGGUAGUCAUGGACAAGAUAAUCGUCUCGAUCAACUCAAUAGCUCUGGUUGCAUCGUUAUUGAUAAAGAUUAUUCAGUGUACAUAUCAGAUGAGUACACAUUUCAGGCAUCGAAUCCAUUGGAUGAAUUUAUUUUGGAAAUGCAAAAUUUGCCAUAUGCUGAAAAAAUUUAUCCAGUUAGUACAUAUCUUCUUAAACGUUUAGAUGAUUAUACAAAUAUUCAACAUUUGUAUCCAAUUGUUACUUUCAGUAAUUAUUUAAUUGAAAAAUUAAAUCAUCGAAUCAAACGAAUUGAUGCUGUUCAAACAAAAAUGAUUUACUAUUUGACACAAGACAAUGAUCGAGAUAUAACUAAAAAAUUGUUCGAAGAUUUUCUUGAUGCAUGGUAUGCAUUAACUUUCAAAGAAGUUCGUUACGGAUGUCAAACACCGAAAUUCGAACAUGUUGUUUCCAAAGAGAAAUUUGCCGAGAAUACAAGUAUUGCAAUGUUAUUAUUGACUUCAUCAAGAGAUGAUAGUAUUCUUCUACCAGCAUGUUUGAAAACAAUAGCUGAGUUACAAAAUGAAAUUGUCAAUUAUUUUCAAAAUACGAUUGAAACAACAACAAAAACUAAACAACAAUGUGUACCUUUACAAUCAAUUCGACCAGAACAUAUUUUUUCUCUUGACCGAAAUGAUUUGAAUAGAAAAUUGAUUAAUGAUAGUCUUGUCCUCAAUUAUCAAUAUGGAAAAAGUAAAGAUAUUAUUUAUGAUUAUGAAGAAAUGGAAAUUACACUUCGAAAUAUGAUCAGUAAGUUAGUUUUAAUUGAUACAGAUAAAUUAAAUUUUUUGACAUAUCAAUUUGAAUUAUAUGGUGAAAAUACGUCUUUAAUUAAUGAAGUACGUGCUCGUAUUAAACAACAACAACAAUUAACAAAUGAUGAUCGAACUAAAUUGAAUAGUCUGAUUAAUACUAUGAAUCAUGAUGAUAUUCUUCAUUAUCUUGGUUCACUUGAUAAUAUUUUUACUUAUAUAAGAACAAUUGCUGUAGAAAAACUAACAGAAGAUAUGACAAUUCAAUUAUUUGUUUAG
Molecule: messenger RNA, 1370 nt
Organism: Rotaria sp. Silwood2
Lineage: Eukaryota; Metazoa; Rotifera; Eurotatoria; Philodinida; Philodinidae
Source: the annotation of a GenBank genome assembly